CAGUCAGAAAACUUUCCAGCUAAACGCCAGAUAAUACUUCAUACAACUUACAAUAUUCUAUAUUGUGAUCAUCACAACAGCCAAGACAACCUAAAAGAAGACAGUGAUCUCACACUUGGCUGGCAGCUUUUUAUCUUUCUCUUGACCGUUUAAAACUUCAGGCUUCCUGCCGUCCUGGUGUCAUGGAUAAAGUCCAAUACCUCACUCGCUCUGCUAUAAGAAGAGCUUCAACCAUUGACGUGCCUCAACACGCACGUCAAAAUCUCCAGAACCUAUUUGUCAAUUUCUGUCUCAUCUUAAUAUGUCUCUUGCUGAUUUGCAUCAUCGUGAUGCUUCUCUGAAGUUCUGCUGCAAUCUCCAGUGCUGCAACUUAUCACCAUCAGCUUAAAAUCUAUCAUCCCAUGAAGAAGGGAAAACAAUACUACAUAAGAGACCACUUCCUAAGUAGAAGAAUUUCUUUGUGAAAAGGUCAAGAUUUGGAACAAAACAAAUUGUUAGCAAAUGUAUUCAUCUGCUGGAUGUUGUAAACAUAAAAAGGGCUUUAUUUUAAAAAAUUAACUUUAAAAUGACUAUAAUGUAACUGCUAAUUUUCUCAAAAGAGCUUAUAAGUUUCUAUCCCAAAUCUUUCCUAAGGAUGAACUGGGGUUUAAUUUUGAAAUUGCACUGCUAACAAGUUCACUUCAUAUAUAAAGUAUUAGCUUCACUCUUUGGGGGUAAAUAUAACUUAUACUGUACUGUAAAAGCCUCUUUGAUGUUUAUUAAGUAUUUUUCAGGUCUUUACCAAAUAUAUCAAAAUAAUCAUUCAAAUGAAAUGUCAUCAUUUGAAACAGCCCUAACAUCUGUUAUCUUUACUAUCAUCAUACAGAAGUCUUUGUAGUAAUUCUAUCAGAACCUACAUUCUAAAAUAGAAAUUACGUUUUUUGUAUACUACCCUAAUAUUUUAAGUUUAUGUGAAUCAAGUUAAAAAAACCAAGAUCAUACCCUUACAUAAGUAAAAUUUAACUAAUUUUUUCAAAGAAUUACAGAAUUUUAGCACAUGUAGGUAAACUGUAAAUCUGUUCUCUCUAGGACUUUAUGAUCCAUAGACAAGAACUGUUGGUUAAUUUAACAUCUGACAUUGUGAUUAGCCAUAAAUACUAAUACACUAAUAGAACAGAAUCAACCUUAAUUUAAGGCACUAUAGCUAACUAUCUGAGUUAGAGCACAUAACUGCCACACUGUAUCUCUGGAAUCAUGAAAUUUUAAGACAUCAGAAUGAUUUUACAGGUGGUCUUCUGUUCUAAUCUCACACUCAAUGUAGGCAAGGAACAGAAUAAAAGAAAAAAUAUUAUUUCCAGCAUUAAAAAAUAAAAUUUUUAACUAUCUCUCCAAAAUUAACAAAUUCUUUGAUUAAAUUUUGAAAUGAACUUUUUUUUUUUUUUUUGUGGUAUGCGGGUCUCUCACUGUUGUGGCCUCUCCCGUUGUGGAGCACAGGCUCCAGACGCGCAGGCUCAGCAGCCAUGGCUCACGGGCCCAGCCGCUCCGCGGCAUGUGGGAUCUUCCCAGACCGGGGCACGAACCUGUGUCCCCUGCAUCGGCAGGCGGACUCUCAACCACUGCGCCACCAGGGAAGCCCUUGAAAUGAACUUUUUAUCCCACUAUUGUUUAUGAUAGGGCUUAGCUAUUUUCAUUAAUCUAUCACCCAGAUGGUAAAUACAUAUUUGGUAGGCCACUCAAUUACGCUAAAUUAUAGAUCCAGCAAUACUAAUCUAGUCUCCUCUAGUCAUUUAAAAAUAUCUUCCAACAACUCAUUAAACAAUAGAAGUAAAAACUGGUUUAGAAAAUAUAUUCACCAAAAUUUGGUAAUUUAAAUUGACUCAGUUUAAAAUUAAGUCUAAAAUGGUUUACACCUAUAUUGCACAAUCCGAUAAUUUUAACUUACGUUCAAGACAUACUAGCGAUAUAGUAAUUAUUAAAGGAGUAGAAAAUAUGUAAUUUCCUACGAUUUGCCAAAAUAUGGUUGCUAAAAGAACUGGAAAAAUCAGUGCUGACCUUGGUUUGUAACACAAGUGCUACUAAGAAAAUAGUGAAGGAAAUAUUGCUUUUAAGUUUUUUCUGAAUCCCUGAGGGGUACUGGAGACAGGAAGGGGGAAAAUUUUGGUUCACUGAUUAUCUGAGAACAGAGGGAAAAGGGGUUUCUUACUAACAGAGGGAUUUCUUGAGUGAAACCUCAUCUAUGGGUUGGAUAUCCCUAACAUCAACUAGAAGAGCUUAUAAACAAGAAUGCAUUCACUCCACUGGUGUCAAUAAUAACCCAUGCAAAAAAUAACCAAGUUCUGUAAUUAGCUGCAAUGAUCUUAAAAAAUAAGUGGAAAUUUUACAAUAAUAAGUUCUAUCCUUUUCAUUAUGUUGCUCAUUACAACAUCAACUUCAAACCAUAAGCUGUGAGGUUAUGGAGUUUUUCCUAAGUCAAACAGAAAUAAAGAAUUUUUUUGUUUUUCAUUCUACCUUUAACAGAAAUUAAAACCUUAUACUUGAGGAUUACAGAAUACUGUACCUUAGAUUAUAUUGUAAUGUACCUUAGAUUAUAUUGUAAAACAAAAACCCAUUCUUUAAAUGCAACUUAUUUAUUCUGUUUAUCAUGAUGUGUAAAGAGUAAGAUAUAAUGAACUAUGUAUUUAAACAUUUUAAAAUACCAAAUGCUCAAAUACUUUCUACUGUAGAAUAAACUCUAAUCUUACUUUACAGGGUACCAAAACUGAACUAAUUCUUAAAUGUUUAAUGUUGUCUU
Globicephala melas (long-finned pilot whale) is the source of this 2770-nucleotide messenger RNA. RefSeq names its product phospholamban (gene PLN). The record is from RefSeq and is a predicted model, not a curated record. Gene Ontology annotation, cellular component: membrane; sarcoplasmic reticulum. Gene Ontology annotation, biological process: negative regulation of heart rate; negative regulation of ATPase-coupled calcium transmembrane transporter activity; negative regulation of calcium ion import into sarcoplasmic reticulum. NCBI's taxonomy places the organism in Eukaryota, Metazoa, Chordata, Mammalia, Artiodactyla, Delphinidae. Gene Ontology annotation, molecular function: ATPase inhibitor activity.